Caretta caretta (loggerhead turtle) is the source of this 3134-nucleotide messenger RNA. RefSeq names its product transmembrane protein 182 (gene TMEM182). Lineage: Eukaryota; Metazoa; Chordata; Testudines; Cheloniidae. The record is from RefSeq and is a predicted model, not a curated record. Gene Ontology annotation, cellular component: membrane.
CUCUGGGAGAGCCGUAUUGACAGCAUAAGGCCAGUGAGGUAGCCAAGUGACUGAGGUCUAUGACACCCUGAUGGAACUAGCACAGUCAAGUAAAGCUGAGGCCAGAAUCCGACACGAGGCGAAAAGCCUGGCAAACCAGAUCUCUGACUUCAAAUUUCUGGUCUCAGUUGUGAUUUGUGGUUUGGCACAAUAUCCUGUUCCAAGUAAUCAUUAUAAGCAUGGCAUGGGGGGAGGGAUAGCUCAGUGGUUUGAGCAUUGGCCUGCUAAACCCAGGGUUGUGAGUUCAAUCCUUGAGGGGGCCAUUUAGUGAUCUGGGGCAAAAAAUUGGGGAUUGGUCCUGCUUUGAGCAGGGGGUUGGACUAGAUGACCUCCUGAGGUCCCUUCCAACCCUGAUAUUCUAUGAUUCUAUGAUUCCAAACUCAGUCAAUGGACAUCGCGACUGCUACUUCUUUGAUGAGAAGCUGCCUUGAUUUCGUUGUGGCCUACAGAGACAAUGGAUUUGAAGAUGCCAUCACUGCUGCAAAGGAAGGGUGGAAAACUUAGGAGUUGAGCCUGUCUUCAAGGAAACUCGUAUUCAUUGGAAGAAGAGACAGUUUUGUUACGAGGACAAAGAUGAGGUGAUGGGAAGCUCGGAAGAAAAAUUCAAGAGGGAGUUUUUUUGCUCGCUGUUGACACUGCUCAAGGGUCCAUCAAAGAAAGGUUCAGACAAAUGAAGCACCACGAAAAGAUCUGGGGGGUUUGGUAUGACAUCAGUAAGCUGCCAAUGGACAGGAAAACACUCUUGAACAAUUUUAUGGACCUUCAUUGGAUGCUGACACAUGGGGAAUGGUUGGAUGUCAAUGACAAAGAUCUCUAUAUAGAAUUGGACAACAUCCGUCACAUUUUGCCACACAGAAAGCACUCUCCACUUCAAGUUCUCCAAUUCUUUCAUGAUGCAGAGCUGAAGGACACAUUUUCUAAUGUGUGGAUCGCUUUGAAGAUUCUGCUCAUGCUGCCAGCUACGCAAGUGGUGAGCGUAGCUUUUUGAAGCACAGGCUCAUUAAAACAUAUCUUCGAUUGACAAUGGCUGAUGAGAGAUUGACAUUGCUUGCUAUUUUAUUGCUUGAAAAUGCCAUUGGCCAGUCUUUAGAUCUCUCUAAUGCUGUGCUUGAGUUUGUGAGGGAAAAGGAGGAGGUGGUCACUUUCCACCAUGAAGGUUUCUUCUGGAGGUGCUGGUUUCUUGGAGUUGUAGAAGAGGACACUAACAAUAUUUGGAAAUUCUGGUACACCAACCAAUCGCCGUCUAAGAAUUGCACACAUGCCUACCUUUCUCCAUUUCCUUUUAUCCGAGAUGAACACAACUCAACCUCCUAUGACUCUGCAAUCAUUUAUCGUGGUAUCUGGACUGUGCUCAUGCUCCUGGGGGUGAUCACUGUUCUGGUGGCCAGCUUCUUCAUCAUCUGUGCAGCUCCCUUUGCCAGCCAUAUUCUAUACAAAGCAGGAGGAGGCAUUUUCAUCGCUGCAGGCAUCUUGUUUUCACUGGUGGUCGUGAUGUAUGUCAUCUGGGUCCAGGCAAUGGCUGAUCUGGAAAACUACAUGAAUAUGAAAAAAAUUGAUUGCCCAGACUUUGUUGCUUAUGUGCACUAUGGCUGGUCUUUCAUACUGGCUCCUAUAGGAAUAUUUUUUGCUUUGAUUGCAGGAAUGCUCUUCCUAUUAGUAGGGCGUACUAUUCACCUGCACUCUGACUUAUCACACAUCUAAUAAUGGGUAUACUGGGAUUGUGAUAAAACUUUUAAACUGGAACACAAAUUAUGUACAUUAUUGCCGCUACUACUAUAUAGCGUUUGUAGAGGCACUUCUAGAAUUGCUUACGUUACUUGUUUAAUUGAGACGUUCCUAUGGGACAUAAAACUCAGUAUAGGGAAAAAAAUAACUUCAUUCCUAUCCAAUUUCUUUAAGUUCUUUAGGUACUACAUGGAAUGGUUCUCCACAUAACAUUAGUUGCAGCAUUAGAUCUCCCUGCAAACACAGGAGGGCAAAAAAUCACCAACAACAUAAAAAUGGGUCAAAUCAGGAUUUUCUACAUUUGUCUUAGCCAUUUACUUUGUGCCACUGUCAAAAAAGUCCUUGUGGAGAAUGGUAAAGACAGAGGAAAACAAGUGUUCAACGGAGUAAUUUAAUCCACCUCCUCUCCCCCUUUCCAAAACUUUCCUUUGCUUUACUAUGAACAAACACUUCUGCACUUAAAAAUAGAGUACAGUUGUUCAUGCAGUAUCCACGUGAACUGGGCAGUAGAGAAGAUGAUUCCAGUGAAUAGUGAUUUGGGGCUAGUAUCUACAUGUAAUAGCUUAACUGUCAACAUGAUAUGUUUUACUGCUAUGUAAACAUUUGAAAGCCGUAUUCUUCUAUAUUCUGAAAUCUGUGUUCAUUUGUGGCAUGGUUCUGUAAACCAAAAUAAUAUAGUUAAACUACUAACUAAAGGUAUGCCAAAAUUAUAUAAUAACACAUAUGGUGUACAUUUUUUAAAUCAAGUUUUUACCAGAACAUUUUGUAGGUAUGUUUGAUGAUUGGCUUUUUCAAACAUUAUCCAUGAUUUACAUACUUUAAAUAGUGAAAAAUUGCUGUAUAAUGAGAUUUUUAAUUAAAAAUGUUUAUUAUGAACACAAUAUAAAGUGCAUGAACAUGUAUGUCUUCUGCAGCCCUCAAAUGUCUAAAUAUUUGUAUAUGAAAUCUACAACAUGAUAGACCAAAUCCUGCUUUCCUGCAAAGAGCCCCAAUGAAAGCAAUGAGACUACUCCAGUGAGGAGGGAAGCAGGAUUUGGACCUACAUUAUGUAACUGGGGAUAGCUGGCUGUGUGUAUUUGUGCCUGCAUGCAUGAGUGUAGGUGCUUGUAUUCCUAAAGCGGAGGGGGUAGAGUUCUAAUAUUAGGGAAAUUUCUUUCGCUUGGGACUAGUUCUGGUUGAAAUUCAAUUCAUCUGAGAGCAUGGGUAGAGUCUGCACUUUGUAACUCAGUGCAAAGUAGUCUUGAGUUGAUGGAGAAACAUAAAGAUUGUAUGUUGGUUUCUUCUAGUACCCAGUGCUUCAUUCCACAGCUGUUAUGAGUACUAAUGGCAUCUCUAACUGGCAGGAAAGCAGUGACCUCUUAGAAGAUGUG